UUACAGAGUAAAAUGGUAUAUCCAAAAUUAAUGACCAUUCCUUUUAACACCACUAAAGCAGAAAUAUUAACAACCAUCAAAGGGAAAGAACUCGUGCAAUACAGACCACCCAUGAAGGGAAAUACUGUUGACCUCCCUGUGGAUCGACCUCGAUCUUGCCGGGUUAUUUAUUACUUUGACACUCCUGUACUUGGGAUAAGACAUCAACUCUUUGAUCAUGUCAAGUUUUUAGCGCCGUUGCUGGGGAGGAAUGUCUUCAUGAACAGGCCAAUGCUUAAUCCUAAUAUGAAAGAAGUAGUGAGGAAUGAAGUCAUUAACCUUCUACAUAAUGGAAUCAUUUAUUCUAUUUCUGACAACAAAUGGGAUAAUGUUUUUGAAUGGACUGAACAUUGUGAAAAAGCUUUUGUUAAACUUAAAAACUUUCUAACUUCUGCUCCUGUCAUUGAACCUCCUGAUUGGUCAUUACCUUUUAAAAUAAUGUGUGAUGCUAGUGAUUAUGUCGUAGGUGCUGUUUUCGAACAAAGAAAAGAUAAGAAACCUUAUGUGAUUUACUACACAAAAUUCGAUAUCACAAUCAAGGAUAAGAAAGGCACCGAAAAUGUUGUCGCGGAUCAUUUGUCAAGAUUGACAAUAGAUUCCACAUUUGACAUCACACAAAUUAAUGAUUACUUUCCUGAUGAAUCUUUACUUUCUAUUUUUAUAAUUCCUUGGUUUGCUAAUAUUAUCAAUUUUCUUGCAACAGGAGAUUUGCCAGCUCAUUGGAGUACCCAAGACAAAAGAAAGUUUUUGAACGACGUGAAGAACUUUUAUUGGGAUGACCCUUAUUUAUUCAAAUAUUGUCUAGAUCAAAUAUUUCGAAGAUGCAUUCCCGACAAUGAGAUAAGUAGUGCCAUUAAAUUUUGUCAUUCUGAGGCAUUCAUAGUAGAUUAUGUUUCAAAAUGGAUAGAGGCAAUUCCAAGUCGAAAUAAUGAUCAUAAAAUCGUGAUCAAGUUUUUGAAAGAAAAUAUUUUGAGUCGGUUUGGAAUCCCUCGAGCCAUGAUAAGUGACGGUGGAACACAUUUCUGCAACAAGCCAUUUAAGUCUUUAAUAAAGAAAUAUGAAAUCACACACAAAGUUACCACCCUUUAUCACCCUCAGACAAGUGGACAAAAAGCUAAGAUCAAGAUGGAGCGGUCCAUACAUGUGUAUCCUUAUGAGGCCUUUGAUAUUGAGAAUCCAAAGAAUGACAAUGUCUUGAAGUCUUUCUCCAACUCCGAUCAAAUUGCGGAUAACGGAGGCAGUCAAGUUUUGGAUAUCAUUUCAAAAGCUUUAGCCAAAGUAGAUAUCAUUCGAAAAACAGUUGGAGAGGAACUACAGGUCUCCACAAUGUCUAAACGAAUUAAUGCAAUGUUCGAUCAUGCUGACGCCUUCAUUGCCUUACCAGGGGGUUUGAGCACAUUAAAAGAGAUAUUUCAUAUUUCCUCUUGA
Molecule: messenger RNA, 1467 nt
Organism: Populus trichocarpa (black cottonwood)
Lineage: Eukaryota; Viridiplantae; Streptophyta; Magnoliopsida; Malpighiales; Salicaceae
Exons: 9
Coding region: 13-1467 (484 amino acids)
Biological process (GO): cytokinin biosynthetic process; DNA integration
Cellular component (GO): cytosol
Molecular function (GO): nucleic acid binding; hydrolase activity, hydrolyzing N-glycosyl compounds
Source: RefSeq, a predicted model, not a curated record